AUGUCAAAAAGACAAAUAUCCUCCAGAUUCGACGACAGUUUCCAUCCCACCUCACCGUCUCCUCAACGUCCAGGUGGGAUUCUAGCCGAGGCUUCCCAAUUCAAAAACCAACACUUUGCCCGCCUUUCCUUCCCUCCAGGCCACACGAGUCUCAAAAGGGCCCGCCAUUGUGACAGCAUUUCCAUGGCUGCAUCACAAAAUGACAAUUGGGGCUCUUUUGAAGACCGGUCGAAAUCGCCACAUGCAAAUGUCGACUGA
Messenger RNA from Protopolystoma xenopodis, 258 nucleotides. Lineage: Eukaryota; Metazoa; Platyhelminthes; Monogenea; Polystomatidea; Polystomatidae. The record is from the annotation of a GenBank genome assembly.